GGCCCGGCCGGGGAGCCGCGCGGCAGCCAGGCCAGCUUCAUGCAGCGCCAGUUCGGCGCGCUCCUGCAGCCCGGCGUCAACAAGUUCUCGCUGCGGAUGUUCGGCAGCCAGAAGGCGGUGGAGCGCGAGCAGGAGCGCGUGAAGUCGGCGGGGGCCUGGAUCAUCCACCCGUACAGCGACUUCAGGUUCUAUUGGGACUUCACCAUGCUGCUGUUCAUGGUGGGGAACCUUAUCAUCAUCCCUGUGGGCAUCACCUUCUUCAAGGACGAGACCACUGCCCCGUGGAUCGUGUUCAACGUGGUCUCGGACACCUUCUUCCUCAUGGACCUGGUGCUGAACUUCCGCACGGGCAUCGUGAUUGAGGACAACACCGAGAUCAUCCUGGACCCAGAGAAGAUCAAGAAGAAAUACCUGCGCACGUGGUUCGUAGUGGACUUUGUGUCAUCCAUACCCGUGGAUUACAUCUUCCUCAUCGUGGAGAAAGGCAUCGACUCCGAGGUCUACAAGACGGCGCGUGCUCUGCGCAUCGUUCGCUUCACCAAGAUCCUCAGCCUCCUGCGGCUGCUGCGUCUGUCCAGGCUCAUCCGCUACAUCCACCAGUGGGAGGAGAUCUUCCACAUGACUUAUGACCUGGCAAGCGCAGUAAUGCGCAUCUGCAACCUCAUCAGCAUGAUGCUGCUGCUGUGCCACUGGGAUGGCUGCCUGCAGUUCCUGGUGCCCAUGCUGCAGGACUUCCCCAGUGACUGCUGGGUAUCCAUCAACAAGAUGGUGAACCACUCGUGGAGCGAGCUGUACUCCUUUGCGCUCUUCAAGGCCAUGAGCCACAUGCUGUGCAUCGGGUACGGGCGGCAGGCGCCCGAGAGCAUGACGGACAUCUGGCUCACCAUGCUCAGUAUGAUCGUGGGCGCCACCUGCUACGCCAUGUUCAUCGGCCACGCCACGGCGCUCAUCCAGUCGUUGGAUUCCUCGCGGCGCCAGUACCAGGAGAAGUACAAGCAAGUGGAGCAGUAUAUGUCCUUCCACAAGCUGCCUGCCGACUUCCGCCAGAAGAUCCACGACUACUAUGAACACCGCUACCAGGGCAAAAUGUUCGACGAGGACAGUAUCCUGGGCGAGCUAAAUGCGCCCCUGCGGGAGGAAAUUGUCAACUUCAACUGCCGGAAGCUGGUGGCCUCUAUGCCACUAUUUGCCAAUGCUGAUCCCAACUUUGUCACGGCUAUGCUGACCAAACUCAAGUUCGAGGUCUUCCAGCCAGGCGACUAUAUCAUCCGAGAGGGCACCAUUGGCAAGAAGAUGUACUUCAUCCAACACGGGGUGGUCAGCGUGCUCACCAAGGGCAACAAGGAGAUGAAGCUGUCUGAUGGCUCCUACUUUGGUGAGAUCUGCCUGCUCACACGGGGCCGACGCACAGCCAGCGUGCGUGCUGACACCUACUGCCGCCUCUACUCACUGAGCGUGGACAACUUCAAUGAGGUGCUGGAGGAAUACCCCAUGAUGCGGCGUGCCUUCGAGACCGUGGCCAUCGACCGCCUGGACCGCAUCGGCAAGAAGAACUCCAUCCUGUUGCACAAGGUGCAGCACGAUCUCAGCUCGGGCGUGUUCAACAACCAGGAGAACGCCAUCAUCCAGGAGAUCGUCAAGUACGACCGCGAGAUGGUCCAGCAGGCCGAGCUGGGCCAGCGCGUCGGCCUCUUCCCGCCGCCGCCGCCGCCGCAGGUCACCUCGGCCAUCGCCACCCUGCAGCAGGCGGUGGCCAUGAGCUUCUGCCCGCAGGUGGCGCGCCCGCUGGUGGGGCCGCUGGCCGGGGUCCCCGCCGCUGUGAUGAAUGUACUGAAGAGCCGAGGAGCAGCGCCCACCACGGCCCCCACGCCCCAUUAA
Dipodomys ordii (Ord's kangaroo rat) is the source of this 1878-nucleotide messenger RNA. RefSeq names its product hyperpolarization activated cyclic nucleotide gated potassium channel 2 (gene Hcn2). The record is from RefSeq and is a predicted model, not a curated record. The transcript is spliced from 9 exons. Lineage: Eukaryota; Metazoa; Chordata; Mammalia; Rodentia; Heteromyidae. Gene Ontology annotation, biological process: transmembrane transport; potassium ion transport. The annotation marks the transcript as partial. Gene Ontology annotation, molecular function: voltage-gated potassium channel activity. Gene Ontology annotation, cellular component: membrane.